AUACGAAGAAAAGAAGCAUUUUCCGAUCCCCUUUGCCUUUCCUAAAAGGUUACGUUUUCCAAUUGAACAACGAAAACGAACCCUCUCUUCAUUUAAAUGCAACCUUUGACCUUACACUAUAAAUAAAUAUUAUACUAUAUAAUUCCAAGAAUACUAAACCAUACCCAUUCAUUGUUUGAUUUUAUUGGGAACCAAAAGAAACAAAUUUUACUUAAAAAAUUUAAAGACGAGAGAAAAUGGAGAGGGUAAAGGAAUCGGAAUCGGAGACGGCGUCGUCGUCGUCGGCGGGUAAAUUGGAAGAAGAAGUAGGGAGGGUGAUGGAUCAAGCCAGGGAGUUGCACGAAUCUGGAGCUUCGCUUUUAUGGAAGAUUUCAAACGAGGAGCAAUCUCUUCGCCAAAAAGCCAUUUCUCUUGAAUCUUCUAUUCGCCGUGUUCGUUCUUCAAUCAAUUCGCUUAUAUCUAAAAAGCUUUUGGAUCCUGAGUUCGCUCGCAAGCUCGAAGAGGAUUUACAGAGAGCCAGCUCCAUCCUAACAGAUGGAGAAGCCGCUGCUUUUCUUCCUGCCGAAGCUCAGGGAAGGUUUCUGAGGAUGUUUCUGGGACCAAUCAAUGUGCGAGCAUCUCGUAAAGAAGUCCAGUUGAAAGUUAAGGAGGAAUAUAACAGCUACAGAGAUAGGACUGCCUUUCUGUUUCUUCUUUUCCCGUUAACUUUGCUUAUUUUAAAAUCUUGGAUUUGGGAAGGAUGCUUACCUGCAUUUCCAGUUCAAUUGUACGAGGCAUGGUUGUUGUUCCUUUACACUGGUUUGGCUAUGCGAGAGAACAUAUUGCGAGCAAAUGGAAGUGAUAUUCGUCCAUGGUGGAUAUACCAUCACUAUUGCGCUAUGCUUAUGGCCCUAGUUAGUCUCACUUGGGAGAUCAAAAGACAGCCUAAUUGUGCUCAGAAGCAGAGAGGUGUAGAACUUUUCCUUCAAUGGGCUAUGAUGCAAGGAGUUGCCAUGCUUCUUCAAAAUAGAUAUCAGCGUCAGAGACUUUAUACUCGUAUUGCCCUUGGAAAGGCUAAUAGAAUGGAUGUUGUGUGGGGAGAAACGUCUGGUGUAGACGGCCAACUGUGGGUUUUAUGUCCAAUUCUUUUUGCUAUGCAGGGGUUUGAGGCAUAUGUUGGACUCCUAUUGCUCAAGACAGCAUUCGUUGGAGUUGUUACUGAAUGGCAGGUAAUUUGUUGUGGGAUACUUUUGGUUUUGAUGGCUGUUGGGAACUUUAUAAACACAAUACAGACACUCAUGACAAAAUCAAGGUUUAAAGCAAAGAUGAAAAGAUCAAAGAGCAAGCCGGAGUUGGAUUAGAAUGUCCUUGAUUGUUAGGUACAUCUUACAUAAGCAACGCCUAGAUAUUCUUUCACCAUUUUGAACUCUUUAAGAAAAUGGCAAGUCCAAGACUAGGCUUCUUUUUUUUUUUUCUUUGAAAUGUAUUUUUGUAAGGUAUUUUUAUUUAUAUAAAUUUUGAUUUGUUAACGAGCCUGAGAUAUUAAAUUCGUGUUAUUGUUCGCAUUGCUUUAUUGUCAAGUACAUUUAGUUGUAAUCUUACUGAAAGUUGGUCCCCUAGUUUUCUGA
Molecule: messenger RNA, 1607 nt
Organism: Gossypium raimondii (Peruvian cotton)
Lineage: Eukaryota; Viridiplantae; Streptophyta; Magnoliopsida; Malvales; Malvaceae
Exons: 10
Coding region: 237-1340 (367 amino acids)
Cellular component (GO): membrane
Source: RefSeq, a predicted model, not a curated record